AUGGCUACGGUCGGGAGUCAGUUGAAGAAGUCUAGUGUCAGUGGUUUAGGACGGAGUAAGGAAGAAGGAGAAAUGCCAGAUGAAGAGCAGCUGGCACAAAGUAUGAAGCAGCUGAAUCUCCUACACAUCAAGUGCCGGGAGUUGAGAACGACUAUUCAACGCAUGCUCGAGGCUAUUCCGAAUAACUCUACUGCUGAGGAAGUCUAUGAGUGUUUCGUCAAGUCAGUCGGCGCCGCGAGUACUCAGAUUAAAGACUUUAAUACCCUUUACAACAGCGAGGAGAGUAAGAGGGUACUUGACCAAGCUAAGAGGAGUCGCGAUGCCAACCCUAAAGGCAUCAAACCUUGGCGUGCUAAAGAUCACCCCGACUGGUUGGAUCUUGCUCAAUAG
Messenger RNA from Daldinia childiae, 390 nucleotides. RefSeq lists its product as uncharacterized. NCBI's taxonomy places the organism in Eukaryota, Fungi, Ascomycota, Sordariomycetes, Xylariales, Hypoxylaceae. The transcript is spliced from 3 exons. The record is from RefSeq and is a predicted model, not a curated record. Bases 1 to 390 code for a protein of 129 amino acids.